Messenger RNA from Fragaria vesca subsp. vesca, 3107 nucleotides. RefSeq lists its product as uncharacterized. The record is from RefSeq and is a predicted model, not a curated record. The transcript has a single exon. Lineage: Eukaryota; Viridiplantae; Streptophyta; Magnoliopsida; Rosales; Rosaceae. The coding region runs from base 1 to 3024 and encodes 1007 amino acids.
AUGAACAACCUCAAGCUAGGGGUGGAUGUGGUUAGCGCCCACAAUCUUUUGCCUAAAGAUGGGCAAGGUUCAUCUGAUGCAUUUGUGGAGCUGUAUUUUGAUGGCCAGAGGUUCCGCAGCACUAUAAAAGAAAAGGAUCUCAACCCCGUUUGGAAUGAAAGUUUCUACUUCAACAUUGCUGAUCCUUCAAACCUACACUAUCUUACUCUUGAGGCCUAUGUCUACAACAAUGUGAAAGCUACUCACUCCAGGUCCUUUCUUGGAAAGAUCAGUGUCACUGGGAAUUCAUUUGUCCCCUAUUCUGAUGCUGUUGUCUUGCAUUACCCUCUGGAAAAGCGUGGCAUCUUCUCACGUGUAAGAGGAGAGCUCGGCUUGAAGGUUUAUGUUACUGAUGACCCAACAAUUAAGUCCUCCACUCCAAUGCCGGCUUCUGAAUCCCUUACUGAUCAGGAUCCAGGCCUUGCACAGACCCAAGGAGUUUCAGCUCCUGGCAUGAGCUCAUUUCGGAGUGAGAAAUCUCAGGCAAGACACACCUUUCAUCAUCUGCCAAAUCCAGGUCAAGAGAGCCAACAUCAGCAUCAUGCUUCUGCUGCCCCAGAUACUCAUUAUGUACCUAAGCAUGAAGCUGAUCAAAUGAAAUCUGAACAGCAGCCUGCAAAGCUAGUCCGCAUGUACUCUGCUUCAGCAUCACAACCUGUUGACUAUGCACUUAAAGAGACAAGCCCUUACCUUGGAGGUGGGAGGGUUGUUGGUGGACGUGUUAUUCAUGGAGACAAGACUGCAAGCACCUAUGAUCUAGUCGAGAGGAUGUACUUUCUCUAUGUAAGGGUUGUUAAAGCGCGCGAGCUUCCUGCCAUGGAUGUUACAGGAAGUCUUGAUCCUUUUGUUGAAGCGAGAAUUGGAAACUACAGAGGGAUUACAAAACACUAUGAGAAACAGCAAAAUCCAGUAUGGAAUCAGGUUUUUGCUUUUUCAAAAGAUCGCAUGCAAGCAUCUGUGUUAGAAGUUGUGGUUAAAGACAAGGACCUGCUUAAAGAUGACUUUGUGGGAAUUGUGAGGUUUGACAUCAAUGAGGUUCCAUUAAGAGUUCCACCUGACAGUCCUCUAGCUCCAGAGUGGUACCGACUUGCGGACAAAAAAGGUGAAAAGAUUAAAGGGGAGUUGAUGCUUGCAGUCUGGAUUGGCACUCAAGCUGAUGAGGCUUUUUCUGAUGCAUGGCACUCUGAUGCUGCUACACCUGUUGAUAGCUCACCAGCUGCAUCUGCAGUGAUUCGCUCAAAGGUGUAUCAUGCACCAAGGCUGUGGUAUGUUCGUGUGAAUGUGAUAGAGGCACAAGACCUCUUUGCAACAGAGAAGAAUCGUUUCCCAGAUGCAUAUGUCAAGGUACAGAUUGGAAACCAGGUUAUGAAGACAAAAACACUUCAGGCUCGAAAUUUAAACCCACUUUGGAAUGAAGACCUUUUGUUUGUGGCUUCUGAGCCCUUUGAAGACCAUCUGGUCAUUUCAGUUGAGGACCGUGUUGGCCCUGGCAAGGAUGAAAUCCUUGGGAGGGUUAUAUUACCACUCAACUCUGUAGAUAGGCGAGCUGAUGAUCGUAUGAUCCAUUCCAGAUGGUUCAAUCUUGAAAAGCCAGUUGCUGUGGAUGUGGAUCAGUUGAAGAAAGAGAAGUUCUCAAGCCGCAUUCAUCUUCGUGUUUGUCUUGAUGGAGGAUACCAUGUUCUAGAUGAGUCGACUCAUUAUAGUAGUGACUUACGCCCCACAGCAAAACAGCUUUGGAGGCCAGCCAUUGGAGUUUUAGAGCUUGGAAUCUUGAAUGCUGUGGGGCUGCAUCCGAUGAAAACAAGAGAUGGAAGGGGCACUUCAGAUACUUACUGUGUAGCAAAAUAUGGCCAUAAAUGGGUCAGGACAAGAACCCUUGUCGAUAAUCUGUGUCCGAAAUAUAAUGAGCAGUACACUUGGGAGGUGUUUGAUCCUUCUACAGUUCUUACAGUAGGUGUGUUUGACAACAGCCAGCUUGGGGAUAAGGAUUCCAAUGGCCACAAAGACUUGAAAAUUGGAAAGGUUCGUAUUCGUAUCUCAACACUUGAAGCAGGCCGCAUAUACACACACUCGUAUCCGCUGCUAGUUCUUCACCCAGCUGGUGUCAAGAAGAUGGGAGAGUUGCAUUUGGCUAUUCGGUUUUCAUGCACAUCUUUUGUGAACAUGCUUUACACAUACUCAAAACCACUGCUACCAAAGAUGCACUACGUAAGGCCCUUCAAUGUAAUGCAGCUUGACAUGCUACGUCACCAGGCUGUGAACAUAGUUGCAGCAAGGCUAGGGCGAGCUGAGCCACCACUUAGGAAGGAGGUGGUGGAAUACAUGUCUGAUGUGGACUCACAUCUUUGGAGCAUGAGACGGAGCAAAGCGAAUUUUUUCAGGCUUAUGACAGUUUUCUCAGGAGUAUUUGCUAUAGGCAAAUGGUUUACUGACAUUUGCAUGUGGAAGAAUCCCAUAACCACUGUGCUUGUCCAUGUCCUCUUCCUUAUGCUUGUUUUCUUUCCGGAACUGAUUCUACCCACAGCUUUUCUGUACAUGUUUCUGAUUGGGGUAUGGAACUUCAGAUACCGGCCUAGAUAUCCUCCUCACAUGAACACAAAGAUCUCACAAGCUGAUCUAGUACACCCUGAUGAGCUAGAUGAGGAGUUCGACACAUUUCCCACUAGCAGGAAUCCUGAGCUGGUGAGAAUGAGGUAUGAUCGUCUGAGAAGUGUGGCUGGUAGAAUUCAGACAGUGGUUGGUGAUGUAGCAACACAAGGUGAGCGGCUUCAGGCACUUUUGAGUUGGCGUGACCCGCGGGCUACAGCACUCUUUGUCACAUUUUGCCUCAUAGCUGCCUUGGUGAUGUAUGUGACACCAUUCCAGGUGGUGGCAGCAUUGGCAGGGUUCUUUAUGAUGAGGCAUCCGCGGUUUCGACACAGGAUGCCCUCAGCACCCAUCAACUUCUUCCGCAGGUUGCCUGCUAGAACUGAUAGUAUGUUGUAAGUUUGAUUCUAGAUGUUUAUGGCUUCUGGUAUGAUCUAGUAAGUUUAAUUCAGUCCUAAACUAUGAGUCUGAUCUUGUUGACA